Sciurus carolinensis (gray squirrel) is the source of this 2550-nucleotide messenger RNA. RefSeq names its product distal-less homeobox 3 (gene Dlx3). Gene Ontology annotation, molecular function: RNA polymerase II cis-regulatory region sequence-specific DNA binding; DNA-binding transcription factor activity, RNA polymerase II-specific. The transcript is spliced from 3 exons. NCBI's taxonomy places the organism in Eukaryota, Metazoa, Chordata, Mammalia, Rodentia, Sciuridae. Gene Ontology annotation, biological process: epithelial cell differentiation; embryo development; regulation of transcription by RNA polymerase II. The coding region runs from base 215 to 1078 and encodes 287 amino acids. The record is from RefSeq and is a predicted model, not a curated record.
GGGACGCGGAGAGAGGCGCGCAGCGAAAGCCCGACUGACCGACGGCGAUGGUCUGAGCGCCCCUCGGCCACCCCCUCCCCCAAGACGCGACAGGGCCCUCCCCUCGCCUUGUGGACACACACGCAGCCUGGUCUCCUCCGCCUGCUCUGCGCUCCUGUCCACUUCGGUGCUCCUCCGUGGAGGCCAGCCCGGGGGAGGUGCGGCGCCCGCCAGCAUGAGUGGCUCCUUCGAUCGCAAACUCAGCAGCAUCCUCACAGAUAUCUCCAGCUCGCUUAGCUGCCAUGCGGGCUCCAAGGACUCGCCCACCCUGCCCGAGUCUUCGGUCACUGACUUGGGCUACUAUAGCGCUCCCCAGCACGACUACUACUCAGGCCAGCCUUACGGCCAGACGGUGAACCCCUACACUUACCACCACCAGUUCAAUCUCAAUGGGCUCGCGGGCACUGGCGCUUACUCGCCGAAGUCGGAAUAUACCUAUGGAGCCUCCUACCGGCAAUACGGAGCGUACCGAGAGCAGCCGCUGCCUGCCCAGGACCCAGUGUCGGUGAAAGAGGAGCCGGAAGCCGAGGUGCGCAUGGUGAACGGGAAGCCCAAGAAGGUCCGAAAGCCGCGCACCAUCUACUCCAGCUACCAGCUGGCCGCCCUGCAGCGCCGCUUCCAGAAGGCCCAGUACCUGGCACUGCCCGAGCGCGCCGAGCUGGCUGCACAACUGGGCCUCACGCAGACACAGGUGAAAAUUUGGUUCCAGAACCGUCGCUCCAAGUUCAAGAAGCUCUACAAGAACGGAGAAGUUCCCCUAGAGCACAGUCCCAACAACAGCGAUUCCAUGGCCUGCAAUUCGCCGCCGUCGCCAGCCCUCUGGGACACCUCUUCUCACUCCACUCCGGCCCCUGCCCGCAGCCAGCUACCCCCACCGCUCCCAUACAGUGCCUCCCCCAGCUACCUGGAUGACCCCACCAACUCCUGGUACCACGCACAGAACCUGAGUGGACCCCACUUACAGCAGCAGCCGCCUCAACCGGCCACCCUGCACCACGCCUCCCCCGGGCCCCCGCCCAACCCUGGGGCUGUGUACUGAACACCCAUCUGGCCUGCACCCCCCACGAAGGACCCCCGGGACCAGGCAGAAGGUGCCUCCGUCCUAGCCGACACUCAGGAAUCAUGGAGGAGCUAGGGGCAAAGCCCCCGUUCCCCCUGCCCCUUCCUCCAGGAACCAAGAGCUUCCAGAUGAAAUUUGCAUGGACCAAGGAUGUCCCCUGAACCUCCCUCCCCUGCUUAGAACUGGGACAUCCCUCCAGAUAUUGGGGCAAGCCACCCCAGGAGGGACCGUGGUUCCCCUUCUGCUCCAGGAGCCUGGAUUGGCUCUAAAUGGCUCAUCACCUUCCACCUUCUAAAACGUAACAGUACCUGUUCCCCAGGCUGGAGACCUUGGGCACGGAGAAGCUGGGAGGCCGGGUGCCAUGGAUCCUAACCCCUGCCAGACCUGGUUUCUCCUCAGCAACCUGUGCCCUCCCUCUCCUGCAAGGCCCUUCUGCCAAAAAGACAUUGGACAUCAUGACUGGGCCUCAGGAUGGGGACCUGACUUAGCCCCCACCCUGCACUUCUGGCCCUCAGUUAGGAUUUGAGGGUUAAACCAAAGAAACCCCCCAAGUGAGGGAAUCUUAAUAUCUGGGGCUCUCAAGGGAAGAAUUAAAGGAGCCAUCUCCCCACUCCAGUGUUGGCAGUGGGGGGGGGGUCUCCCCUGUUUUCCCUAAGGACCCAUUUCUUUUUCUGUGUACAGGACUUUGCACAACUUUGAUUUUAAAAGCUGUUGAAAAAUAGGAAAACAAAGGGCAUUGUUACCAGAUAGGACCAAAUCUCCCCUGGGGGGGGUGGGCAGCUCCAGUCUGCCCCGUCCCACCUCAUCUCUUCUCCUCCAGUAAGUUGGCAGUUUUGGCGCCAUACUCCAAAUCUCCAAGGAGACAUACCAGGCAAGACAAGCCCCCAAACGACCCCUUUCCGGUGGCCUUGGAAACAGAUUGCUCCCGCUGAGCUGGAGAAUGGAGGGUGAGGUGAGGUGUGUGGAGAGGAGAAGGGAAGGAGGAUAACUCAGUGCCUUAGGGGGGCGGGCUGGUUGCCACACCGCUGGCAGGACCACUGGGUCCCUGGAGGGCUGGUGGCACGACCUCUCCCUGCCCAGGCGUCCCCCCCAGAGCUAACUUUCUUCCACCCCUGAUGUGGUAAAACAUGGAGGAAACAGAGAGGUAAAAAAGACUGUAGCUAUAUAUAUAGUAUGUAUUUUUUUUAAGAGCAAGGGCCCCCUCCCGACUGGGGUUUCCUAUUUAUGUGGCGCUCUCCGAUCUCCCUGUGUUCCGGGUUGAGAGAAAGAGGGAUGUGGGCUCUGGCUGGAUGGGGUUUCGUGGGAGGACAGGAGCCCGGAGAGACAUGGUGGGCCUCCAAGCCCCGCCCCAGGGGGACAGGAAUGAAGCCAGCUCCCACCCCCUCCCAGCCUUCUCAUUUCUGCUUUCUUACUGGACCCAUCUUUAUAUAUAAUGUUAAUAAAAAAGAAGA